GUUGAGGAGGGUUGGAGCACAGACAAAAUGGUGACCAUUCCUGAGUACUAUGAGGGGAAGAAUGUGCUGAUCACAGGGGCCACAGGCUUUAUGGGAAAAGUCCUGCUGGAGAAGCUGCUGCGGUCCUGCCCUGGAGUCAAGGCCGUGUACGUCCUGGUCCGGCCCAAAGCGGGACACGCUCCCCAGGCCCGCAUCGCAGACAUGAUCAACUGCAAGGUGAGAAGAGCUGGAGAAGGGGAAUGUUAUAGGGGGGCAGCUUAAAUGGGAUCUCUGUAGGCUGUGUGGGGUGACGCAUCAUAAGUUCUUGACUGCUUGUUACGGAGACUUCGUAGUUCCACAGCCCACACUCUCCAUACUGUCUUUACAAUUGGGCUGUGGCAGACCAUGAUGUAGGCUAGCCUAAGUCUUACUAAUGGGAUUGCUUUCUUGAAGUGCUUUCAAACUAAAACGCAUCCCUCCAUCAACACAUUGCUUUCAUUAAAAAAACAUUGAGUAGGCUAAUUUUGAUUUAUUGGCUGUGAAAGUGGCAUGAAGGAGUAUUACAAUUGUAUUUGUUUUUCAGCUUUUUGACAGGUUACGAGAUGAACAGCCAGACUUUGCUGAGAAGAUAGUGGCUGUGAACAGUGACCUCACACUGCCAGAACUGGACCUGAGCAAAGAGGACCAGGAAACGCUUGCUGACUGCAUCAACAUAGUCUUCCACUGUGCUGCAACCAUCCGAUUCAACGAGCCUCUAAAGUGAGCCAUUGUUUCUCUCCUGAUACUGAUUCUGCUCCCCAGAUCGUUGUUUCACUUCUGCUCCCAGAACCUUGCUGGACAGUGCUGCACACACACACACAACCUGCAUUCGGAAAGUAUUGACCCCUUGACUUUUUCCACGUUUUGUUACGUUACAGCUUUAUUCUAAAAUAGAUUAAAUUAAUUGUACUUCUCAUCAAUCUACACAUAAUACCCCACAAUGACAAAGCGAAAAUAGGUUUUUAGAAAUUUUUGCAAAUGUAUUAAUAAUAAAAAAAACAAUACCUUAUUUACAUAACUAUUCAGUCCCUUUUGCUAUGAGACUCAAAGUUGAGCUCAGGUGCAUCCUGUUUCCAUUGAUCAUCCUUGAGAUGUUUCUUCAACUUGAUUGGAGUCCACCUGUGGUAAAUUCAAUUGAUUGGGCAUAAUUUGGAAAGGCACACACCUGUCUAUAUAAGGUCCCACAGUUGACAGUGCAUGUCAGAGCGAAACUCAAGCCAUGAGGUCGAAGGAAUUGUCCGUAGAGCUUCCGAGACAGGAUUGUGUCGAGGCACAGAUCUGGGGAAGGGUACCAAAAUGUUUCUGCAGCAUUGAAGGUCCCCAAGAACACUGUGGCCUCCAUCAUUCUUAAAUGGAAGAAGUUUGGAACCACCAAGACUCUUACUAGAGCUGGCCGCACGCUCAAACUGAGCAAUCGGGGGAGAAGGGCCUCAGACUGGGGCGAAGGUUCACCUUCCAACAGGACAACGAUCCUAAGCACACAGCCAAUACAAUGCAGGAGUGGCUUUGGGACAAGUCUCAGAAUGUCCUUGAGUGGCCCUGACUUGAACCCGAUCGAACAUCUCUGGAGAGACCUGAAAAUAGCUGUGCAGCGACGCUCCCCAUCCAACCUGACAGAGCUUGAGAGGAUCUGCAGAGAAGAAGGGGAGAAACUCCCCAAAUACAGGCGUGCCAAGCUUGUAGCGGCAUACCCAAGAAGACUCGAGGCUGUAAUCUCUGCCAAAGGUGCUUCAACAAAGUACUGAGUAAAGGGUCUGAAUACUUACGUAAAUGUGAUAUUUCCGUUUUUAAAUACAUUUGCAAGAUUUUCUAAAAACCUGUUUUUGCUUUGUCAUUAUGGGGUAUUGUGUAUAGAUUGAGAGGGGGGAAAAACAACAAUUUAAUACAUUUUAGAAUAAGGCUGUAACGUAACAAAAUGUGGAAAAAGUCAAGGGGUCUGAAUACUUUCCGAAUGCGCACAUACAUACAUACAUACAUACAUACAUACAUACAUACAUACAUACAUACAUACAUACAUACAUACAUACAUUACCAGUCAAAAGUUUGGACACCUACUCAUUCAAGGGUUUUGAUUUAUUUUCACUAUUUUCUACAUCAUAACUAUGAAAUAACACAUAUGGAAUCAUGUAGUAACCAAAAAAGUUUUUUAAAAAAUCAAAUUAUAUUUGAGGUUCUUCAAAGUAGCCACCCUUUGCCUUGAUGACAGCUUUGCACACUCUUGGCAUUCUCUCAACCAGCUUCACCUGGAAUGCUUUUCCAACAGUCUUGAAGGAGUUCCCACAUGUGCUGAGCACUUGUUGGCUGCUUUUCCUUCACUCUGCGGUCCAACUCAUCCCAAACCAGCUCAAUUGGGUUGAGGUUGGGUGAUUGUGAAGGCCAGGUCAUCUGAUCCAGCACUCCAUAUCUCUCCUUCUUGGUAAAAUAGCCCUUACACAGCCUGGAGGUGUGUUUGGUCAUUGUCCUGUUAAAAAACAAAUGAUAGUCCCACUAAGCGCAAACCAGAUGGGAUGGCGUAUCGCUGCAGAAUGCUGUGGUAGCCAUGCUGGUUAAGUGUACCUUUGAAUUCUAAAUAAAUCAGACAGUGUCACCAGCAAAGCACCCCCACACCAUCACACCUCCUCCAUGCUUCACAGUGGGAACCACACAUGCGGAGAUCAUCCGUUCACCUACUCUGCGUGUCACAAAGAUACAGCGGUUGGAACCAAAAAUCUGAAUCAUCAGACCAAAGGACAGAUUUCCACUGGUGUAAUGUUCAUUGCUCGUGUUUCUUGGCCCAAGCAAGUCUCUUCUUAUUGGUGGCCUUUCAUAGUGGUUUCUUUGCAGCAAUUCGACCAUGAAGGCCUGAUUCACGCAGUUGAUGUUGAGAUGUGUCUGUUACUUGAACUCUGUGAAGCAUUUAUUUGGGCUGCAAUUUCGAAGGCUAGUAACUCUAAUGAACUUAUCCUCUGCAGCAAAGGUAACUCUGGGUCUUCCUUUCCUGUGUCGGUCCUCAUGAGAGCCAGAUUCAUCAUAGCGCUUGAUGGUUUUUGCGACUGCACUUGAAGAAACUUUCAAAGUUCUUGAAAUGUUCCAUAUUGUCUGACCUUCAUGUCUUAAAGUAAUGAUGGACUGUCGUUUCUCUUUGCUUAUUUGAGCUGUUCUUGCCAUAAUAUGGACUUAGCCUUAUUUGGUAAAAUACCAUCUUCUGUAUACCACCCCUACCUUGUCACAACACAACUGAUUGGCUCAAACACAUUAAGAAUUAAAUAAAUUCCACAAAUUAACUUUUAACAAGGCACACCUGUUAAUUGAAAUGCAUUCCAGGUGACUACCUCAAGAAGCUAGUUGAGAGAAUGCCAAGUGUGCACAUGCAGCUAACAAAAACAUAUGGAAAUAUCUGAUCUACUGAAAUUACAACCAAAUAAUUGCAGCAUUACCACAAAAAUGGAAGGGGGAAAAGGUAAGGAACUUGUCUGUCGGCCCUGCAUUAAAGAACAUAAUUUGUUAAAGAAAAUUGUGAUAAAUAAAAAAGUAUACCAGUUUCGUUUAAGGACCAAAGGAUUGACAGCUGUCCCAUAUAGAUUGCAAAAUAGUUGGGAAGAGAUUUUUGACUCACCGAUUCCAUGGCAUGGUGUUUAUGAACUGAUACGCAAAACGACGCCGGAUUCAAAACUUAUAAUGAUUUUAAUUGAAAAAUUAUAUCAAAGUUUUGCUACCAAUAGAAUGUAUCCCCCAUAUAAAUAACAAUCUUCCCAGCUCUGCAGAUUUUGCUGCGAAGAGACGAUCAUUGUUUUGGUACUGUCCAUUUGUAGCUUGUUUUUGAUCACAGGUCCAGGAAUGGCUGAAGGAUUGCAAUAUUUACCUGGAGCUAACCCUGCAGAUAGCACUACUGGGUGAUCUGAAAAGUCAUAGUAAAUCGAUCAAUAAUGUAAUAAUACUUUUAGCAAUAAUGUUUAUUUUCAAUUUACAAUUGGUAGAAACAAUGAAAAAUAGAAAGGUUCAGAACUUUUGUGAAACAUCACAGUACAGUUGAAAAAUAUAUGGCAAAUAGAAAUCCAAUAUGGAUGGUGUUAAGAGAUAGAUGGGUGGUGUUGAAUGGAGCUGAAGGAUGGGACUAAUAACAACAAGAUAACUAUUGUAAAGCAUGCUGUGUCCAUAAUAAGUAUAUACAGUGGGGAAACAGUGGGAAGCAUGCUGUGUCCAUAAUGCGUAUAUAGGUUGUAGGUUGGGAGCUUUUGUGAAAGAGCACAGUUAGAAAGAUAUGGCAUAUACAGUGGGGGAAAAAAGUAUUUAGUCAGCCACCAAUUGUGCAAGUUCUCCCACUUAAAAAGAUGAGAGAGGCCUGUAAUUUCCAUCAUAGGUACACGUCAACUAUGACAGACAAAUUGAGGAAAAAAAAUCCAGAAAAUCUCAUUGUAGGAUUUUUAAUGAAUUUAUUUACAAAUUAUGGUGGAAAAUAUGUAUUUGGUCACCUACAAACAAGCAAGAUUUCUGGCUCUCACAGACCUGUAACUUCUUCUUUAAGAGGCUCCUCUGUCCUCCACUCGUUACCUGUAUUAAUGGCACCUGUUUGAACUUGUUAUCAGUAUAAAAGACACCUGUCCACAACCUCAAACAGUCACACUCCAAACUCCACUAUGGCCAAGACCAAAGAGCUGUCAAAGGACACCAGAAACAACAUUGUAGACCUGCACCAGGCUGGGAAGACUGAAUCUGCAAUAGGUAAGCAGCUUGGUUUGAAGAAAUCAACUGUGGGAGCAAUUAUUAGGAAAUGGAAGACAUACAAGACCACUGAUAAUCUCCCUCGAUCUGGGGCUCCACGCAAGAUCUCACCCCGUGGGGUCAAAAUGAUCACAAGAACGGUGAGCAAAAAUCCCAGAACCACACGGGGGGACCUAGUGAAUGACCUGCAGAGAGCUGGAACCAAAGUAACAAAGCCUACCAUCAGUAACACACUACGCCGCCAGGGACUCAAAUCCUGCAGUGCCAGACGUGUCCCCCUGCUUAAGCCAGUACAUGUCCAGGCCUGUCUGAAGUUUGCUAGAGUGCAUUUGGAUGAUCCAGAAGAGGAUUGGGAGAAUGUCAUAUGGUCAGAUGAAACCAAAAUAUAACUUUGGUAAAAACUCAACUCGUCGUGUUUGGAGGACAAAGAAUGCUGAGUUGCAUCCAAAGAACACCAUACCUACUGUGAAGCAUGGGGGUGGAAACAUCAUGCUUUGGGGCUGUUUUUCUGCAAAGGGACCAGGAUGACUGAUCCGUGUAAAGGAAAGAAUUAAUGGGGCCAUGUAUCGUGAGAUUUUGAGUGAAAACCUCCUUCCAUCAGCAAGGGCAUUGAAGAUGAAACGUGGCUGGGUCUUUCAGCAUGACAAUGAUCCCAAACACACUGCCCGGGCAACGAAGGAGUGGCUUCGUAAGAAGCAUUUCAAGGUCCUGGAGUGGCCUAGCCAGUCUCCAGAUCUCAACCCCAUAGAAAAUCUUUGGAGGGAGUUGAAAGUCCGUGUUGCCCAGCGACAGCCCCAAAACAUCACUGCUCUAGAGGAGAUCUGCAUGGAGGAAUGGGCCAAAAUACCAGGAACAGUGUGUGAAAACCUUGUGAAGACUUACAGAAAACAUUUGACCUGUGUCAUUGCCAACAAAGGGUAUAUAACAAAGUAUUGAGAAACUUUUGUUAUUGACCAAAUACUUAUUUUCCACCAUAAUUUGCAAAUAAAUUCAUUAAAAAUCCUACAAUGUGAUUUUCUGGAUAUUUUUUCCUCAUUUUGUCUGUAAUAGUUGACGUGUACCUAUGAUGAAAAUUACAGGCCUCUCUCAUCUUUUUAAGUGGGAGAACUUGCACAAUUGGUGGCUGACUAAAUACUUUUUUUUCCCCACUGUAGGUUGAGAGCUUUUGUGAAAGAGCACAGUUGGAAAGAUAUGGCAUAUAGAAGCAAACCGGAUGGACAUCAUGAAAAUGAUCGGAGAGGUUGAGGGUAGAGGAAGUUCAGGAGUAAAAACAAACAAAAUGGAAUUGUUGUAAAUAAAAUGUAUAUAGUGUGUGUGUAUAUAUAAGCUGGAGGUAGAGGCCUAAGAGUUGUUGUUCACUAGUUUACUCCAAUUAGGGAAGGGGUGCUGGGGUUGGAAAGUAAUAAAGGGAAAUAUAUUGUUAAAAAGUGUUUUUGUGUGUACAGUUGAAGUCGGAAGUUUGCAUACACCUUAGCCAAAUACAUUUAAACUCAGUUUUUCACAAUUCCUGACAUUUAAUCCUAGUAAAAAUUCCCUGUCUUAGGUCAGUUAGGAUCACCACUUUAUUUGAAGAAUGUGAAAUGUCAGAAUAAUUAUUUUAUUUCAGCUUUUAUUUCUUUCAUCACAUUCCCAGUGGGUCAGAAGUUUACAUACACUCCAAUUAGUAUUUGGUAGCAUUGCCUUUAAAUUGUUUAACUUGGGUCAAACGUUUCGGGUAGCCUUCCACAGGCUUCCCACAAUAAGUUGGGUGAAUUUUGUCCCAUUCCUCCUGACAGAGCUGGUGUAACUGAGUCAGGUUUGUAGGCCUCCUUGCUCGCACACGCUUUUUCAGUUCUGCCCACACAUUUUCUAUAGGAUUGAGGUCAGGGCUUUGUGAUGGCCACUCCAAUACCUUGACUUUGUUGUCCUUAAGCCAUUUUGCCACAACGUUGGAAGUAUGCUUGGGGUCAUUGUCCAUUUGGAAGAACCAUUUGCGACCAAGCUUUAACUUCCUGACUGAUGUUUUGAGAUGUUGCUUCAAUAUAUCCACAUCAUUUUCCUUCCUCAUGAUGCCAUCUAUUUUGUGAAGUGCACCAGUCCCUCCUGUAGCUAAGCACCCCCACAGCAUGAUGCUGCCACCCCUGUGCUUCACGUUUGGGAUGGUGUUCUUCGGCUUGCAAGCGCCCCCCUUUUCCUCCAAACAUAACAAUGGUCAUUAUGGCCAAACAGUUCUAUUUUUGUUUCAUCAGACCAGAGGACAUUUCUCCAAAAAGUACGAUCUUUGUCCCCAUGUGCUGUUGCAAACCAUAGUUUGGCUUUUUUAUGGCAGUUUUGGAGCAGUGGCUUCAUCCUUGCUGAGCGGCCUUUCAGGUUAUGUCGAUUAUAGGACUCGUUUUACUGUGGAUAUACACUGCUCUAAAAAAUAAAGGGAACACUUAAACAACACAAUGUAACUCCAAGUCAAUCACACUUCUGUGAAAUCAAUCUGUCCACUUAGGAAGCAACACUGAUUGACAAUGAAUGUCACAUGCUGUUGUGCAAAUGGAAUAGACAACAGGUGGAAAUUAUAGGCAAUUAGCAAGACACCCCCAAUAAAGGAAUGGUUCUGCAGGUGGUGACCACAGACCACUUCUCAGUUCCUAUGCUUCCUGGCUGAUGUUUUGGUCACUUUUGAAUGCUGGCAGUGCUUUCACUCUAGUGAUAGCAUGAGACGGAGUCUACAACCCACACAAGUGGCUCAGGUAGUGCAGCUCAUCCAGGAUGGCACAUCAAUGCGAGCUGUGGCAAUAAGGUUUGCUGUGUCUGUCAGCGUAGUGUCCAGAGCAUGGAGGCGCUACCAGGAGACAGGCCAGUACAUCAGGAGACGUGGAGGAGGCCGUAGGAGGGCAACAACCCAGCAGCAGGACCGCUACCUCCGCCUUUGUGCAAGGAGGAGCAGGAGGAGCACUGCCAGAGCCCUGCAAAAUGACCUCCAGCAGGCUACAAAUGUGCAUGUGUCUGCUCAAACGGUCAGAAACAGACUCCAUGAGGGUGGUAUGAGGGCCCGACGUCCACAGCCCGACGCUUACAGCCCAUCACCGUGCAGGACGUUUGGCAUUUGCCAGAGAACACCAAGAUUGGCAAAUUCGCCACUGGCGCCCUGUGCUCUUCACAGAUGAAAGCAGGUUCACACUGAGCACGUGUGACAGACGUGACAGAGUCUGGAGACGCCGUGGAGAACGUUCUGCUGCCUGCAACAUCCUCCAGCAUGACCAAUUUGGCGGUGGGUCAGUCAUGGUGUGGGGUGGCAUUUCUUUGGGGGGCCGCACAGCCCUCCAUGUGCUCGCCAGAGGUAGCCUGACUGCCAUUAGGUACCGAGAUGAGAUCCUCAGACCCCUUGUGAGACCAUAUGCUGGUGCGGUUGGCCCUGGGUUCCUCCUAAUGCAAGACAAUGCUAGACCUCAUGUGGCUGGAGUGUGUCAGCAGUUCCUGCAAGAGGAAGGCAUUGAUGCUAUGGACUGGCCCGCCCGUUCCCCAGACCUGAAUCCAAUUGAGCACAUCUGGUCUCGCUCCAUCCACCAACGCCACGUUGCACCACAGACUGUCCAGGAGUUGGCGGAUGCUUUAGUCCAGGUCUGGGAGGAGAUCCCUCAGGAGACCAUCCGCCACCUCAUCAGGAGCAUGCCCAGGCGUUGUAGGGAGGUCAUACAGGCACGUGGAGGCCACACACACUACUGAGCCUCAUUUUGACUUGUUUUAAGGACAUUACAUCAAAGUUGGAUCAGCCUGUAGUGUGGUUUUCCACUUUAAUUUUGAGGGUGACUCCAAAUCCAGACCUCCGUGGGUUGAUAAAUUUGAUUUCCAUUGAUAAUUUUUGUGUGAUUUUUGUUGUCAGCACAUUCAACUAUGUAAAGAAAAAAGUAUUUAAUAAGAUUAUUUCAUUCAGAUCUAGGAUGUGUUAUUUUAGUGUUCCCUUUAUUUUUUUGAGCAGUGUAGAUACUUUUGUACCGGUUUCCUCCAGCAUCUUCACAAGGUCCUUUGCUGUUGUUCUGGGAUUGAUUUGCACUUUUCGCACCAAAAUACGUUCAUCUCUAGGAGACAGAACGCGUCUCCUUCCUGAGCGGUAUGAUGGCUGCGUGGUCCCAUGUUGUUUAUACUUGCGUACUAUUGUUUGUACAGAUGAACGUGGUACCUUCAGGCGUUUGGAAAUUGCUCCCAUGGAUGAACCAGACUUGUGGAGGUCUACAAUUGUUUUUCUGAGGUCUUGGCUGAUUUCUUUUGAUUUUCCCAUGAUGUCAAGCAAAGAGGCACUGCGUUUGAAGGUAGGCCUUGAAAUACAUCCAAAGAUACACCUACAAUUGACACACAUUAUGUCCUCUGUAGCUGUAUGGGUGGUCCUCUGUAGCUCAGCUGGUAGAGCACGGCGCUUGUAACGCCAAGGUAGUGGGUUCGAUCCCCGGGACCACCCAUACACAAAAAAAUAAAAAUAAAAUAAUAAUAUGUAAGCACGCAUGACUGUAAGUCGCUUUGGAUAAAAGCGUCUGCUAAAUGGCAUAUUAUAUUAUUAUUAUAUUAUUAUAUAAUUAGCCUAUCAGAAGCUUCUAAAGCCAUGUCAUCAUUUUCUGGAAUUUUCCAAGCUGUUUAAAGGCACAGUCAACUUAGUGUAUGUAAACUUCUGACCCACUGGAAUUGUGAUUAAGUGAAAUAAUCUGUCUGUAAACAAUUGUUGAAAAAUGACUUGUGUCAUGCAUAAAGUAGAUGUCCUAACCGACUUGCCAAAACUAUAGUUUGUUAACAAGAAAUUUGUGGAGUGGUUGAAAAUCAAGUUUUAAUGACUACAACCUAAGUGUAUGUAAACCUCCGACUUCAACUGUAUAUAUGCGAGGAAAAAAAACAUAUGGGGGACAGGAAGUGAUGCAGACAAUUGCAUUGAUGGAAGUUACAAUCUAUCUGCAAUAUUAAAGCUGAUCUACCCCCAAAAAAUAAAAGUUUUGCACAAUCAUCAAGGCAAAGGGUGGCUACUUUGAAGAGUCUCAAAUAUAAAAUAUGUUUUGAUUUGUUUAACACUUUUUUUGGUUACUACAUGAUUCCAUAUGUGCUAUUUCAUAGUUUAGAUGUUUUCACUAUUAUUCUACAAUGUAGAAAAUAGUCAAAAUAAAGAAACCCUUGAAUGAGGAGGUGUCCAAAUGUGUGUGUGUGUGUGUGUGUGUGUGUGUGUGUGUGUGUUACCAGUCAAAAGUUUGGACACCUACUCAGAAAAGAGAAACGACAGUCUAUCAUUACUUUAAGACAUGAAGGUCAGUCAAUACGGAACAUUUCAAGAACUUUGAAAGAUUCUUCAAGUGCAGUCGCAAAAACCAUCAAGUGCUAUUAUGAAUCUGGCUCUCAUGAGGACCACCACAGGAAUGGAAGACCCAGAGUUACCUCUGCUGCAGAGGAUAAGUUCAUUAGAGUUACUAGCCUCAGAAAUUGCAGCCCAAAUAAAUGUUUCACAGAGUUCAAGUCACAGACACAUCUCAACAUCAACUGUUCAGAUGGGACUGUGUUAAUCAGGCCUUCAUGGUCGAAUUGCUGCAAAGAAACCACUACUAAAGGACACCAAUAAGAAAAAGAGACCUGCUUGGGCCAAGAAACACGAGCAAUGGAUGUUAGACCGGUGGAAAUGUGUCCUUUUGGUCUGGAGUCCAAAUUUGAGAUGUUUUGGUUCCAACUGCCGUGUCUUUGUGAGAUGUGGUGUGGGUGAACGGAUGAUCUCUGCAUGUGUAGUUCCCACCGCAAAGCAUGGAGAAGGAGGAGGUGUUAUGGUGUGGGGGUGCUUUGCUGGCGACACUGUCUGUGGUUUAUUUAGAAUUCAAGGCACACGAGUUCUAAAACUUUUGACCGUUAGUGUAUAUCGUUUCUGUAAUUAUGUUUUGUAAAAUGUGUCUUUGUUCUCCUUCUUUCAGAGAUGCUAUGCUGCUGAAUGUUCUAGCCACCCAGAAGAUGGUGGCUCUGGCCCACAGAAUGAAGCACUUGGAGGUGUUCCUCCACGUGUCCACAGCCUACGCCAACUGUGACCGAACACUCAUUGAGGAAGUGGUUUACCCAACUCCUGUUGACUACAAGAAGCUCAUCGACAGCCUAGAGUGAGAAAAGUUAUUUGCAGAUUGUAAGAGACGGAAGCCAAGAGUUUAGUAAUUUACAACUUGCCGUGUUUGACUGAGAGGAAAUGGAAAUCAUAGAUAAGUAUAUUCUUUGCAUCCUGUGGAUUAGUUUGUAGUGGCUAAUGCACAAGCUUGGUAGCUAUCCCUUGAGGGUCUCUCAAUAUGUCACUGCAUGGACUGAAACUGUGUGCCAACACAGGGAAGGUCUCUGAUUUUAACCUUUAUGGAGUUUGGUUACUUAUUGAGUGGCACUCACUCAUUUGUGGUAGGGCAAUUGCAACUGUUAACAGGACAUUUGCUUUACUCUAAAUGUUAGGUGUGGCCUCUGACUGCUCUUGCAGGUGGUGCAAUAUGUCACACAUGCACAACAUGGUCACCAGUUGUGUGAAAGUCAGUGUUCUGUUCAUGUAGGAAUGUUUCCACCCCUAAGUAUUACAGUAGGCGUUUGCUAAUUUCUUCAGAGACAUACAUGUAUGUGUGUGGGGGAAAGAGAAUUUCAGAAAUUUUAUUUGGUUUGUGGUCUUGGGAAUAUAUAUUUGUAUUUGAGCAAUAUGGCAGAUAAUUGACCUUUUUUUUUUGUGGCUCUGUCUUCAAUGUUUUCACGUUGGUUAGGUGGAUGGAUGAGAAGCUGGUCUCGGCGAUGACCCCAGGGCUGAUUGGAAAAAGGCCCAACACGUACACCUACACCAAGGCCAUGGCUGAGUACCUGGUCCAGCAGGAGUGUGGAAACCUCAACGUGGCUAUAAUCAGGCCCUCUAUAGUAGGGGCCAGUUGGAAAGAGCCAUUCCCAGUGAGUCUUCUCAUGUACUGAGCCGGCUGUCUUCUAAACUGUAGCUAUACUGUAACUGACCUUGGUCAAUUCUGCAUGCUGUUCAUAACAUGUUUUUUCACUCUUAGGGUUGGAUUGAUAAUUUCAAUGGACCUAGUUGGAAAUUAAAUUCAUGUGCAGUAAGUACCAUUUCCUUUAGAAAAACAGUGAAGUGUUCGUCAAUAUGUAAACACGCUCAGGAGACAGCAUAAUGUGCAUAAUGACCAAUUUUCCAAAAAGUGUGGGUUACUGGUGAUUUAAACUGAGAGGAAACACCUUUCCCAUCAUUUGGGUAAUGAACACCGUAGCACUUCUCUCGCCCUGAUUCUUAUAGGCAGGAAAGGGCAUCUGCUGCACCAUGAGAGCGUUCCAAUCCAGAGACACCCGGGUGGCUGACCUGGUGCUGUGGGACGUGGGUCAUCAAUACCCACAACUGGCUGCUGCUAGGUGACUCUGGUACUCGGCUCCCAGAGACACACCAGGUCAGUCUCCCACACACUGCUGCUGCCCUCUGUAGAGCUGGACGAAGAAUGGGAUUGUGAAAUGCAAAUAUUCUUUCAGGUUUCUAUGGAAGGCAUUUUAUUUUGUUCCCUUUUGUCCCCGCAGGCCUAAGAGCAUAUUGGUGUACAAUUGCACGACAGGCAGCAUCAACCCGUUCCACUGGGGUGAAGUUGGUAUGAAACACUCAUAUCUUAUCCAAAUACACUCUUGCUGGAUUUGUUCUCGGAUGCUCCAACAAAGCCGAAUGAUAAAUAAUGAUUAUCAGUCAUACUCUUGAGGGCCCACUCUUGUCACUGUAGUGAAUGUGAGUAGGUUUUGGUUUACUCAAACCCUCAUUGGAGUGUUAGUCACCUCCCUGUAAAUGACCUCUCCUGGAUUUGUGUACAGUUUAGUCAUUUAGCACGCACUCUAAUUCAGAGUGACUUACAGUAAUGAGUGCGUACAUUUUCAUACUUUCUCGUACUGGUCCCUCUUGGUAAUCAAACCGACAACCCUGGCGUUGCAAGCACCAUGUUAUACCAACUGAGCCACACAGGAUCCUGUGUACAUAGUCUCUGAAUGCUAGCCAUCUGAGAAAGAUCAACAUUGUGGCAGGCUUAAAGGCAAUAGGUAAACUAUAUAACAUGACUGGUAUUCUUGAAAUGAAAAACUGUUCCAGUCUUAGUACAAUAUUUGUUUAGUGCAUUAAAGACUGAUGACAUUUUCAAAGUGGCAGUUGUAUAGUUCCCUUUAAGCUGUUAACCUGGUGGGUUUGUUGUAGUAAAUGUCAUAUAUUGUAAGUCAAUAUAUUUGUUACUCAUUUACCAUAGAUUUGUAUGCUUUUAAAAUAUUUCAGGUGAAAUCACUUUGUUGUUAACAUAGGCUUACUUUGAAGUCCAGAUUUGUGCUGUUGUUUUGUAAUAUCCCUAGUCUCCUGCAAUAACUUGUAUGGUUAAAAAUAAUAAUUGUUAAAAGCACUUCAAAAGGUAUUUUGUCUAAACCAAACAUUUGGCUUUGUUGCUGCUUGUCGUACGCUUGCUGCUUCGAUUGUUCUUUUCACUUUGGAGAAAUGAGUGGUUGUGCCAACAUUCCCCCUGUUGAACCCCCUACCUUUUGUCUCUUAGAGUACCAUGUAAUAUCCACUUUCAAGAGGAACCCCCUCGAGCAGGCCUUCAGACGGCCCAAUGUAAAUCUCACAACCAAUCACCUUAUCAAUCAGUACUGGAUCGCUGUAAGCCACAAGGCACCAGCCUUCCUUUAUGAUCUCUGCCUCAGGAUGACGGGAAGAGAGCCCAGGUAAAUAACACCCCGCUCGGUCAUACUCCAUCUCCCUCCGCAUUCUUACUCAGUGUAGCCCAAUGUACUGAACCUGCACCAGCGAUGUUAUGCUUCUGUCCAGUGUCUGGGGGGGGGGGUGUAAGGCUAAGGGUGCAUAAGCCACCCAUAUACCUUUUAGAGAUGGGUUCUGCACUCUUAGCCCUCUGUGUUACCUCAACGUGUCCUGGCAUUGAAUGUCCUUCCUCCUGUGAUGUCAUAUUCUCUCUGCAGAGUACUGUAUAAACAUGACCUUCAAGACCAACCCCUUAGAGCAGGCUUUCAGGUGCCCCGAUGUUAACCUGCGGUCCAACUCCUUUACCAAUCAGUACUGGACCACAGUGAGUCACACACUUCCCACCCUGCUGAAUGACGGGUAUCUCAGGGCCACGGGUCAGAAGCCCCAGUAAGGUCUACUACAGUGCCCGUGCCCUCUCAACCCCCUCUCCCCUCCACCACUGGGUGCAGGUUGUGUGGCAUGGUGGGUGGGGGGAAGCAACGCCCUGACGUUUGCUCAACUUCAUGGCAUCGGAGUUCGCUGGCUGCUAACCUGCUACCGUGUCAUCAUGACAAGCAUGGGUUCCUGUCCAAAGCAUGCUUCAGGAACGUUUUAUUUAAAUAAUUUAUUUUGUCACACUUUUUGUUUGACCCUUUUUGCCUGGUACUGCAUUUGUCAUUUUUUUAUGCAGUUGAACCAUUUGGCUCUGAUCAGAUGUGAAACUUGUCCAUUCACUUUUACUUUUGUGGAAUAUUUUUUGUGGAAUAUUUUUUUGGGGGUUACAUUUUUGUUUUUCUUAGGCAUGCCAUUAAGUCUUCUGAAGUAACCUGGGAGUGAUCUGUCCUCAUCCUCGUCCUCCUCCACUCUUCAACCUUAUCUCUCAAACAGAGGCACCAGGGAACUAGUUUAGACUAAUACCAUGUACCAAACACUUGUCCUUUAUUCAUUGACCCAUCAACACUUCUAUUCUUGGUAGCCCUAUUCCUAGGCUUAAUGAAGCACGUUGUGGGACAAAUGGAAUGCGCUGGCAGUAAUUGACAAUCUUACAAGCCAAUGGAACUUGACCCUGUAAAUGUAUCAGUGAGUCAUUGGGUGGACCUACUUAAUCCCCACCUAUUGUUUCAUUAAACAUCUAGGUCAUGGUUCAGUCUAACCAAGUGUUUGGUACCCGAUGUUUACAGUAUUGGUCCCCACAAGUUGAUCGUAAACCAGAAACAUUUCAGCAAUGAUAAACAUUUGUUAACACUUUUGAAAAUUAUUUGACAAUUUGUCUGUCUGAAAUGCAUUUGGUUUAGUAUACAACAUAUUCGAAGGGUGUUGUUAAUAGAUGGGGUUCCCACUCACUGAAAAAGGUAAUACGUCAAUGUUUGACUUUUUAAAUGGUCCACCAUGCAUGUUUUGUCAGCUUCCUCUUGGUGCACAAUGUAUCAUGGAGGGACUCUGAGCUCUGACUACAUUUUACAUUUUAGUCAUUUAACAGACGCUCUUAUCCAGAGCGACUUACAGUUAGUGAGUACAUACAUUUUCGUACUGCCUAGAAUACUAGUAUGCUUACACUCUUAUCAGUGUUAUAUUCGUAUAUUAUAGAUUGCUGGAUUCAUGCCGUUCUUUAUUUAAAGAUGCACUAUGCAGAAAUCGCUCCGCCAUUUCCUGGUUGCUAACAAUAGUUUGCCUAAUUUCAGUUUGUGACAAAACAAGCAAGUAUAGUGUAGAGAAUCAUUGUACAAUCUAAACCGCUGUGAAAUAAUACAUUUUCCAUAACCAAUAAUAUUGUAUUUUCAGCUGUUUGAAGCUAGUGUACCAAACCAAAAGUAAGACGCAAAAAUGAAACUUAAAUACGGGAAGCAUAGAAAUAGUGCACAUAGAACAGAACUACAGCUUCUUAGACUUGCUUUCAAUGAAAAUGACAGAUUUAUAACCCAAAUGUCUAUGUAAAUUUGGUCGGGUAGCCCAAAACCGUACAUAUUGCAGCUUUAAAGCUGUGAAAGUGUGCAGGGGUCAGAUGUUUGAAAAUCUGAAGCGAUGACAUACCCUUACGUUUUAUUCUGAUAUUUGUACAAAUUUUGCUCAGAGGUCACCUUUUCCUUGUACAAAAAGACCAAUAAGUUAUUUUCAUCCUUUGUUCCAUUUUGGCCAUUGUUUGCUUAACAGUUAGCUGGAGUUAGUUUCAAUGUCAGUCAAGGGGAGGAUUUAGUAUAUUUUUUAAUCUAGUCCAGGGGAGGGUCAUGCAAUUGAUGAAAUUUCAAUAUUUCUCAGUGUUUUAGAAUUGGUAGCUUAUGAGGCUAUAUAUCGAUGUGUGCCCGAUGCCACCCUCAUCUCUGAUUCACUGCUGGGCGCGCAAUAUCAUUUGCGCCUAUAGGUUAUUUAGUGUAGCCUCAAUCAAAUUCAUAGGCUAUAGGCUACGAAAUGCAUGCUCGGAGAAGCACAGAGUAAAGUUAGAUUUCUAAGAUAGCUGCUGGGAUGAUGUAAAUAAAACUAGGCUGCAUUACACACUGCAACGGAUAUUCCAAACCUGAGCCCCAGCCUGCUCUGCUCUUGCUGAUCAAAAACCUUUUUGUGUGCUGCUUAACCAAUGGCUGUGCUGUGUAGGGCUGCGGUGGCAGUUCAGGAGGAGAGUCAAAAGUUUAUUCCGAUUUUUUUGUUUGUCGAUUAGGCGUAGUCUAUGUUCUGCUCAGUUUGAGAAGGAUAGCGCGAAGAUGAGAAGGAGGACCGGAGAUCAACUUUGAUAGCUUGUUACUACUAUAAUUGAUUUGAUUUAAAACAAUAUGUUUCUUGCCCGUUUAUGUAUUUAUCAAGAGUUUUUGACUUCACAAUAAGCCAGAUUCAGGUAACUUACAUUGUGGCGCUGAAACUUGAAGCAGCAGCCGCGGCACCGUCAAUCUGAAAUGGACAGCUCAUGGUGCUGAAAGUAGGCACAUUCAAGUAGGCAUAACUCAUUUAAAGUCUUCAUUUUAAUUAGACUUUACUAACGAGGGCUUUGUGUUAGAGCCUAUUUAUUCCUAUUUAAGAAAUAAGAGGUAGGCCUACCUGUUUGACUGACGAAAUUAGGCUAUAGGCUGCUAUAUCCAUAGAUUUGUCGGUCAAUUCCUCCGCCCACCAUGCACUCUUUAAAUAGCCUUCCUCUGGGUCAGUGAAGGGCUGUUAAGUUACAACCAAGACACUAAUUGAGGUGGUAUGAGAGUGUCAUAGGCCUAUCUUUUUUUAUUAAAGAAAAUUGUAAAAAUCACACCCUUGUUAGCUUAAGAUUUUGAAGAAAAUGAAACUGAUCAGAUUUAUAUAUAGUGAUCUAUAACAGCGCUUUGGACGACCGAUGUUUUAUGCUAUAAACAAGCUUUAAAAUACCUGGGAAAGAUGUGACUGACGCAUAUGGGGGAUGUCAUUGUUUCCUUUCUUUGACGUUCAAAGGCUGACUUUGCGUGGGAAGUAAUUUAAUUCUGUCACUAUCAAUUGAUUUUAAGCUAUUCACUUUCUGUACAAUAGAAUACAUUUUAAACCAGACAGCUUUUAGGGAAACACUUGUGACCUCUUGUUGGGUUAAGCCAUGGACAAAGAGUAGCCAGCAGUUAAAGCUUACAUUUUUCUGCGUCGGUAGGCCUACUCUGUCUGGGGUGGCAAGGUUGGCCUAACUUUUGAAAGUACCAGGCUCCUAAUGACGUCUCGAUUUUAAUUAUUUGCAAACAAGACAUACUGAUUUUGCAUUGUAUACAUAUGAUAAGGUGAACACACAGGCCUCUUUCUGUCCAUUCUUAGCCUGUAAUUUCAGUAAUUUGUGUGGUAUUCAUAUUCUGAUAUGUGGAAUUAUGUAGAAUUGCAUGAAAUGUUUAUAAAAUACAAAUACGAUGCAAUUAUUUUACUAUAAAGGAGAUAUUUCCACCCCUACUCUUGGUCAAAUAUAUUUUACUGAAGGGAGGGCCAUCCAUUUUCAUUUCGGAGGGGUCACAUUUUUUCCAUGUAACCCUUAUUAUAAAUAACGUUAGCAAAGAGCAAUUUCUCAAGCAAGAAUUUAUCUAGAACUGUUUGUCACCAGGCAGGCCAAAACUCCAUCACACCAAAACGGGCAGAAAUUUCAGGCGGUCUUUUCAAAACUGCUCCUACACCAAAUGGACAUUAUCAGAAUUUUUUACAUUUCACAGUAUUAUUCCAACCUCAUACAGUGCCUUCAGAAAGUAUUCACAUCCCUUGACUUUUUCCACAUUUUUGUUGGUACAGCCUGAAUUUAAAAUUGAUUACGUUUAGAUUUAGUGACACUGAUCUACACACAAUACCCCACAAUGUCAAAUGUGAUUUUAUUUUUUUAUUUUUUUUACAAAUAACUGAAAUGUCUUGAGUCAGUAAGUAUUCAACCUUGUUAUGGCAAGCCUAAAUACGCUCAGGAGUAAAAAUGUGCUUAUGUUGCAUGGACUCAAUAAUAGUGGUUAACAUUACAUUUUUUAUGAUUACCUCAUCUCUUUACCCCACACACACAAUUAUCUGUAAGGUACCUCAGUCGAGUAGUGCAUUUGAAACACAGAUUCAGCCACAAAGACCGGGGAGGUUUUCCAAUGCCUUGCAAAGAAGGGCACCUAUUGGUAGAUGGGUAAAACAUUAAAUCAAAGCAGACACUGAAUAUCCGUUUGAGCAGGGUGAAGUUAUUAAUUACACUUUGGAUGGUGUAUCAACACACCCAGUCACUACAAAGAUACAGGCGUCCUUCCUAACUCAGUUGCCGGAGAGGAAGGAAACUGCUCAGGGAUUUUACAAUGAGGCCCAUGGUGACUUUAAAAACAGUUAGAGUUUAAUGGCUAUGAUAGGAGAACUGAGGAUGGAUCAACAACAUUGUAGUUACUCCACAAUACUAACCUAAUUGACAGUCUGUACAGAAUAAAAAAUAUUCCAAAACAUGCAUGCUGUUUGCAAUAAGGCACUAAAGUAAUACUGCAAAACAUAUGGCAAAGAAAUAAACUUUUUGUCCUGAAUAUAAAGCAUUAUGUUUGGGGCAAACACAACACAUCACUGAGGACCACUCUUCCUAUUUUCUAGCAUGGUGGUGGCUGCAUCAUGUUAUGGAUAUGCUCGUCAUCGGCAAGGACUUGGGAGAUUUCUUUGGGAUAAAAAAAAGAAACGUAAUGGAGCUAAACACAGGCAUAAUCCUAGAGAAAAACCUGCUUGUCUGCGUUCCAACAGACAGUGGGAGACACAUUCUCCUUUCAGCAGGACUAUGACCUAAAACACAAGGCCAAAUAUACAAUGGAGUUGCUUACCAAGACGACAUUGAAUGUUCUUGAGUAGCCUAGUUACAGUUUUGACUGAAAUCGGCUUAAAGAUCCAGGGCAAGACUUGAAAAUGGCUGUGUAGCAAUGAUCAACAACCAACUUGACAGGGCAAAUAUUGUACAAUCCAGUUGAGCAAAGCUCUUAGACUUACCCAAAAAGAUGCACAGCUGUAAUCGCUGCCAAAAGUGAUUCUAACAUGUGUUGACUCAGGGGGUUGAAUACUUAUCUAAUCAAGAUACUGUAUAUUAGUGUUUCAUUUUUCCUGAAUCUUAAAAAAAAUAUAUGAUUUUUAUUUUGUAAAAAAACUACUUUUUACAUCCAUUUUAAUCCCAAUUUGUAACACAACAAAAUGUGGAAAAAGUCAAUGGGUGUGACGGUAUUCUGUGUGUAAAACAAAUGAAAACCUUGCUUUUGACUGCACUGGGCUUUUAAGGGGAAAAGACUGCACUGUGCUGUCGGCUCUGUGCCAGCUUUACCUUCCUAAUAACUGCCUCUUCCCUGUUACCACCACGGCAGGAUGAUGAAGACCAUUACAAGGCUGCACAGGGCCAUGAUGGUGCUGGAGUACUUCACCAGCCACUCGUGGGUGUGGAAAACUGACAACGUCACCAUGCUCAUGAACCAGAUGGGCGCUGAUGACAAGAGGGUACACUUUAAAUCCACCCACCAGUCACACACACACAAACACACUUGUAGGACGCACAUAUACACACACUUCUAGGACACACACACAAACUUGUGUAGGGCACGCACACUGGUAGGGUGGCAGACAGACGAAUGGCGUAUGUUUGAGAUUGUAGCCGACGCACAAUUGAAUAAUUCAUCUUGGUUUUGAAUGGAGUAAUUGUGUUGGAUAGUCAGGGCCUGGCUGAAAUGUACAGUGAAUAUACGUUGGUCCAACAGAAACCUAGUGAUAACAUGUUUCAGAUUGUACUUUUGUAGACAUUUUUCCUCUACUACAAACUUGCUAUCCUUACAAUAUGAAAUGCUCUUGAUGUUCUUUUAAUCCAGACAUUCAACUUUGACGUGCGACAGCUGAACUGGGCAGAGUACAUGGAGAACUACUGCAUGGGGACAAAGAAGUAUGUCCUGAACGAGGCUGAGUCCGGCCUGCCAGCUGCACGCAAACACAUCAACAAGUAAGAUAAAUGUCUAUCUGCAUGUGUUUUUGUACAACAGAAUUACAGUGCCAAGGUUUAUUAACACAACCAACAAUACAUACAAAUCAUAACUCCAGAUACACACCCUGACUAGGGCUUAGAGGACACACACAAUGAAUUAGUAGCAGGGCAAUAAAUAAUACUAAGUAUCCUAGACUUAAGCCUUGCAUGUAAAACACUUCUAGGAGAAUCUCAUGCAAACUUCAGAUAAAGUACACUGAGGCCAGUUCAUUAGGUACACCACUCCAUUCACAAUUUUUUUUCAGCUCUUACAGACAUGAGUCACGUGGCCGUGGCUUGCUAUAUAAAGCAGGCAUCGAGGCAUUCAGUUACUGUUCGAUUGAACGUUAGAAUGGGCAAAAUGAGUGACCUAAGUAACUUUGAGCGUGGUAUGAUUGUCUGUGCCAGGCUUGAUCCAAGUUUACCUUAAAUGUCCCUUGCCCAGGCGAGGGAGAGUGAUGAUCGGAAAGGCAUCGUCCUUGGGUGAAAUCUUGAAAUUGAGCGUUUUAUAGGCUCCUCACUACGAGACUAAGCCAAUUUGCCAACGCUAAAAUCAAUGUAAUCUAUAGAGUCAUAAUUUUGUCUGAAAUGCUGAAAAUGCAGCCAUGUUGCUUAAAUUUGACACUUCGCAGCCACCAGAGUAUGACACGUGACUACAGUUUGCAUUGAAUUGUGGAUCAUAUCAACCCCACAAGUGAUCAAAGUUCUUCACUCGCUCCCUCAAGCUAAAUCGAGGGCCGAGGGGGCAACGUUAGUGAAUUGGACGUCCACUUAAAAUGGCAAUCAAACUGCAUCCGGUUUCGACUGGGAUUUCCCCCAAGGGAAAGUGGCUAGCGCGAGGGCUGAGGGGGUAAAAAUAAUGUGUUUGGACUGCAGCCCAAUUGAGCAACGUUUCCAUGCCCCAAAGAAUUCAGGCUGUUCUGGAGGCAAGGGGGGUCCGACCUGGUACUAGAUGGGUGUACCUAAUAAACUGACCACUGAGUGCACACUCAAGAUGAAACACUUUGAAAGAUGGUAACACAUUUGUGAUAAUUAGCAUGCAAAAGCACACACAUUAAUUCAUAAGGCUGUUCUAUAAUCAAAAUAGCCCCUCCAAAAGACAGCCAGCCCUGGAGGAAGUGGGGAAGUGGUGACAAAUAAGACAGAUAUUCAAAGACUUACAAGGACAAUUAGUCUGCCUGCCAAGACAACCCCAAAUCUUUUGCCUGAAUACCAGCUCAUUCGCUUAGGGUGGACUAGACCAAAACAUCAGACUCUUACCAUGGUUACUCAAUGGAUUUUCAGUCUGACCGAAGUCGCCCUAAAAAAGAUGCAAUAGUCUCUACAAGCCAAAAUGUUGAAUGCAAUAUUUACACUUACUGUACCGGUUGUACAUGCUGUGGGUCCUUUUGGCGGUAGGAGGUGGAGAUGGGGGAUCCACAGGAAAGUGUUGUUUACCCAACUUUUUGCGGCACCGGUAGGUUCUGUCGCUUGUAUUUUCAAACUCUUGACGCAUUGCACAAUAUGUAAACAAUAGCCGAAUGUAACCAAACGUAGUCGACCAAAGCACGUUUACUCGCAAUCAGCUGGAAGUGUUUGCCUUUCUGUCUGGUUCAGUUAGGCUCGGGCCAUAUUGUGCAAGUGUUUGUCAUGUGCGAAUUGCAUCAAUAUUGAAAAUACAAACCGGAAAUACAAACCGAUAUACAGACCAGCGUACUGAAGGUCGGGUUGAUAACACUUCCCUGUGGAUAUUUUGUAUCAGAUGACCUCUGACAUAGGGACAAAAUGGGCAGACAGUGGGUAAAUGAAGGGACUGUUCGGGAAUGCUGAGCCUACAUGUUAGACGUGUGUGUCAGUAUUUCAUGCUCGGAUUGUAAAAGAGGCUACUACCUACCUAAUGUAAGGGACACGAACUAAGGUUAAACCUAACACGAUAAGAGCAACGAAAGGAUUCUCCAACGCUCUCUUUAAAGUUGAUAAGCCAUACCCUUUCCCGGUCUGCACAACUAUGAAUAGGGCUUCAAUGCCGAGUCUCUCAGACGGCGUUGAGCGCUUCUCUAAAACAGCAUCGAACACGUCACCGACACGCAAAUCAUUGUCUUACAUGGCUGUUGUUUAGGUGAGUAAGCGGUAAAGCAUUCUGAGAGAAAGAAACAGAAGUUAGCCUACCCAAACGUUUGACAGAGUUUGACAAACACAGCCAACUGGGUGAACAGGGAUGUGCACCGUUCCCUGUCCUCCGAGGAAGAACCAAAGAUGCCUUGAGGAAGGUUCUGCUCAGGUAUUUGACAUUACUCACCUCAUACCACCCACUAGGUGCCACUGGCUACAAUAAGAACUAUCCUCUUAUUAAAAAUGCCCAAGUGAUCUUGAAUAAUUAAUUGUCAUGGCUUUGACAUGGUAUUUUUCUGUUCUAUGAUGCACACGUUUCUUUCUGUUUUUUGGGAUCACUAGCAAAUCCCAAUGUUUCCCUAGUAUCCUCUGCUCUAUAAUUAAUUGUUGCUCACAAAAUUCAAAGGGUAAAUCUCUAUUGCAUGUGACAUCAGGAAAAUGUAUCUUUUAAAGGGUUACUCCUAUUCCUGCUAAAUUGUAUUGCAGCAGAUACAUUUUCCUAGCGUAGUGGAUGUAUUUACUAAUCUCCUGAGAAUGCAGGUGAAUGCCUCUCUACAUGCAAGCUACCAUGAACACGUCAUUGUAUUUCUUCAGUUACCUCAAACUGAUCUCCAUGGCAACUAGGCCCUGUUCAUAUAAAAAAAAGAUGUAUGUCUGUCAUCCUUUUGUAUGUUUCAGGUUGAGGAACAUCCGCUACACGUUCAACACGGUCCUGGUCGUGUUCAUCUGGCGAGUGUUCAUCGCGCGGUCCCAGAUGGCCAGGAACAUCUGGUACUUUGUGGUCAGCCUCUGCUUCAAGUUCCUGUCCUAUUUCCAAGCGUCCAGCACCAUGAAAUGCUGAGGCCACGUGGUGUAGUCAACCUGACCCCGUCCAUCCACCCUCCUCAACCCAGCAACCCCAGUCUAGUCCGCCUUCUCUCCCUCCUGACCAGCCCCCCUUCAGAGACAGAAGCUAUGUAUCCGACAAGGCUUUGCAAAUCCUGGAACUAAUUUGAGUCACUUAA
Molecule: messenger RNA, 22927 nt
Organism: Coregonus sp. 'balchen'
Lineage: Eukaryota; Metazoa; Chordata; Actinopteri; Salmoniformes; Salmonidae
Source: the annotation of a GenBank genome assembly